GUGUGUUUAAUUACUCCUCUGACCAGAGGAUAGGAAUUCAGCUUCUUAGGACCAUUGGAAGUUCACGGACUAUCCAAGUUGAUUAAGGCAUUGCUUCCUUUAUCAGAAUUCUGCUUCCUUUAUCAAGACUCUGUGUACUUUAUCAAGGUCGUCAUCAUGCCCACAUCCCCUUGCCUUAAACGGGUCAGGACCAUCCUGCACUUGUUAAAAGAGAUCCUCGUUGAGAAAUCACAAGCAGCUGAAAAGGUGGAAGAGGCAUUACAGCAGAUGAACCAGGUGCCGCCAUCGCUUGGAGCCAGCAGUCUGAAAGAGCACGAGGUUAGGGAUUUGCUAGGGCUGUCCCAGGAUGACCGUGCUCGAGAAAUUUGGUCUCUUAAUGAAGAGGACAUCAUUCCCGUUCCUACAAUCGUUCGUGAUCGUCUUCGUGAUAUCAGAGAAGUACUAGGCGGAGAUCCGACCAAUGAGGCAACAUGCCGUUGGAUUUUGGAUGUUAUCCUCCAGACGUGCAUCCGGAUGGAACAACAGCAGAAGAAAGAAAGAUGUGUUACCCUUAUUGCGGAAUCUCACCUAGAGCUUAGGGUGAAGUACAAUGGCGACGACCGUAUUUUGAGCGGCCAAUCCGACUAUUCCAUUUGGUACGACAACAGGGGCAUGUCGAUAAACACUGUUAUUUGCGAGGCCAAGGACGAGGCCGGUGUGUCCGGUGGAGUUCCUCAGUGUCUUGCCUAUAUGGGCAUGGUGCAUCACAUUCGGAAGCAAGAAGGCAGGAUAAACGCAGUAGUCUAUGGCUGUGUCUCUGAUGGUGAUGAUUUUACCUUUCUGCGCAUUGACAACGAAGCUAGGUACUCAAAGUGGUCAAGCCCCCAUGGAUGGAACUGGGGUAGCAAGGCAAGCAAUAUAAUCUGGACGCACUUGGUACUAAUCACACAGAGUGCAAGCGCACUUUCAUCACCUAUAUAUUCAGCAAAGAAGAUCAAGAGAACUGUCGAUAACGCAUCGACUGGACGACAGUACUGGAGACUGCGUAUUGGCAGCAGUAAUGAAGAUAAGAUAAUGAGUGGAUAA
Messenger RNA from Paecilomyces variotii, 1065 nucleotides. RefSeq lists its product as hypothetical. The record is from RefSeq and is a predicted model, not a curated record. The transcript is spliced from 4 exons. NCBI's taxonomy places the organism in Eukaryota, Fungi, Ascomycota, Eurotiomycetes, Eurotiales, Thermoascaceae. The coding region runs from base 157 to 1065 and encodes 302 amino acids.